CUCAGGUUCAAGACAGGGUCAUGGUGCAGACGUGGGCUUGGUAACCAGCCAUAAAGCAAAGCAAGAGGCACACCUUGACUUCUCUCCACGCCCAUCCGAAGGCCUGUUCAGCACCUAGCGACGGACACGAUGCUCGCACCUCUUCGCCUCAGCAUCUUCGCCCUCGCUGCAGCACUCGUCAAAGGAGUCCUUGCCGACCCUCCUCAGAAUCAGACUAUUGAGCCCGGCAACCAGCCAUCAAUUGCAGACAAUAUCACUAGACCUCCGCCCCUACCCAUUCACAUUCCUAUCAGCAUCGGCCACCUUCCCGUUGUCAACGGUCUUGGCCCUCAGAUCAUUCCUUCCAAGAACUGUUCCGCCGCUGUCUCCAUACUCACAAGCAUUCAGGAGCUCGACAAGUGUCUCGGACUGACCAACGACAAGUACAGCGCGUUGCAGGCGACCGUAGGCAAGCCCGGAGAGAGUGUAGCUUGGCAAUUUGGAGACUAUCUAGGGCAGACGUUCUGCCCCGCUCCAAGUUGUGCACCUGACGUGCUCAACGACGGCAUCCUUAAGCUUGGAGCAAAUUGCAGUGAUGCUGGCUCACACUCGACGGACGAAGACGAUGAUGACGCCGAUAAAAACGGCAAGGACCAAGACAAUGACGACGAUGACAAAGGCAAGGCCGCUGCGCCUUCUUCUGCGCCAGAACCGUCCGAAGCGACCUUCCUCACGCUGCUUAUCUCCUCCUAUCAGCUCCAACGCAAUAUCUCCUGCCUUGUCAACCUGCUCGCUGGCCCGCCUCCAGAGCAUCCCACGGCCAGCCUUGGAGGCAAUGCUCUUUGCUUCAUCAAGCUCCUCAAAGCCAUCGAAGCGCACACGGAUGUCGUCUUUGACUCUGAGACUCUGGUCAGGAUGAAAAUGGUGGACCACGCCUUGAUGCGGGAGAUUAGUGAGAAGGUGACAAAGAAUGGUACGGGUGCUGUGAAAGAGGUAUUCAGUACGGAAUGUCACAAGGCUUCCGUCAAUUACCUCUUCGGCGGGAAGCUCAAGGAUGCGACUGCCGCCGGUCCUAAUGCCACCUUGGAUGCCAACGAGGACCCAUAUGACCUUCCUGCUACAUCUGCCCAGUUGACAGGAAAGGCAGCACCUUUCGCUCGUCGUUUCCUGGUACAGAAUUGUGGCGAGGCGUUUGUCGAUGGAGAGAUGCCCAAGACUGUGGAAAUCAGGACGGGACCGGGGAUCAAUGACCAUAGCAACGGGGCAUCGUCAGCUCAGAGCCAGGCGGUAAACGGGACGAAGCACGGAAAUGGAGCAAGCAUGAGCGUAGCGAAGGUGGAGGGUGCCCGAUGGGGAGCUGCUCCGUUCAUUGGCGUCGUGGGGGCGUUCGUUGGUGGGCUAAUGAUUUGAGAGAGUUACUAUGCGUCCAGCCUCUCUGAUCUCCGCUCUGUUUCUGUGAUGACUGAAAUUCGCUCUUCUCAGAUCGGCCACUCUGUACAUACCUGCCUCACCUGACUUCUCUAUCUCAUUGUUCG
This is a messenger RNA of Jaminaea rosea, 1514 nucleotides long. RefSeq lists its product as hypothetical. The transcript is spliced from 2 exons. The annotation marks the transcript as partial. NCBI's taxonomy places the organism in Eukaryota, Fungi, Basidiomycota, Exobasidiomycetes, Microstromatales. The record is from RefSeq and is a predicted model, not a curated record.